Messenger RNA from Lycium barbarum (goji berry), 1086 nucleotides. RefSeq lists its product as uncharacterized. Bases 32 to 433 code for a protein of 133 amino acids. The transcript is spliced from 2 exons. NCBI's taxonomy places the organism in Eukaryota, Viridiplantae, Streptophyta, Magnoliopsida, Solanales, Solanaceae. The record is from RefSeq and is a predicted model, not a curated record.
AGCUCUUCUAUUCACAAGCCUUACUGCUGGUAUGGCAAAGCUUUCUUCUCUUUCUUCUCUCCUCCUAGUCUUAUUAGCUAUUGUCAUUGCCAACACCAACAGAGUUAGCACUUCCAUAAUGGAGGAAAUAACCGAGGUCAGAUGCAGAAGUGCUAGGAGGAUGAUGGACGGAGGCCCAACCACUGCCAGCUUUAUCGCCUGCCGGCUUUAUUGCCCCUUCGAGCUAAGCACGGUCACCCCAGAUGACAGCAAUCCUCACAGGAGCAUAUCCAACAAUGCACAGAUUGCUGUUUGUGCUGCCCUUAAGAGGAUGUGGGAGGACAAAAGCCAACUGGGUAAGGUGAUACAGCGUGUGACGGAGAAAGCUCACUACUUACCCCGCAUGUGUAACAUGCUCACAACACAGUACCAGAUGUUAAAGACAACGCCAUGAAUCAAGGAGCCUCUUUUAAUAAGACCUCGCACAGACAAUGCCAUGAAUCAAGGAGCCUCAUUUAAUAAGACCACCUCUCGUGUCUCUACCUCCUUCUACUGCCUAUGAAUUUAAAUGAUUACUGAGGCUAUACUCUAGUCUUAACGACCAUAACUAGAGACCUCGAUUUUGCUGAGGUUUUAAGUGAAAUUUAUGGGGCAUCCUUAUUUGAAGCAUAUAGACUAUUAUGCAGCUACAAAACCUAGUUAAUCUGAAGAGUUAUCCUCGCGGACUUCAGUACUAAUAUUUCCCCAAAAGGUGGAUAUAACAUGUUUAAAAAGGUGAUUAAGACCAAAGCCAAACUUUUCCACAAGAAUGCACAAUAUAGAAAAAAUAAAUUUAGAAAAAGGCCAUUACGAAGAUAAAACCGCUGAAAGGCCUUUAGAUAUUACAUACUUGUUGAACAAAAGGUCAAGAUGAAUUCACUAAGAAAACCGAAACAUAAAACAAAAUCGAAAAAAUUGAGAAUAUUACUAAUCAAAUCUAUAAGUGAUCAACUGUAGAUUCCUAACAAAACUGAUUUCAAGAGCAAAUAGGUCAGUUUUUCUAGUUAGAUCACCACAUUUCUAAUAAAAUUAAGCAACUAAAAACUAUCAAAAGCAAGCCAACCUAAU